Molecule: messenger RNA, 219 nt
Organism: Tuber melanosporum (Perigord truffle)
Lineage: Eukaryota; Fungi; Ascomycota; Pezizomycetes; Pezizales; Tuberaceae
Exons: 2
Coding region: 1-219 (72 amino acids)
Biological process (GO): electron transport chain; mitochondrial respiratory chain complex I assembly
Cellular component (GO): mitochondrion
Source: RefSeq, a predicted model, not a curated record
AUGACACCCCGCCCCCCCUUCGACCCACAAAUCCUCUUAAAAAAGCCCACCCGGCCAGAUCCUUGGGCCCGAGCGGAAACAUGGCGCUACACUGGCCCCUUCACCCGCUGGAACCGAUUCAAGGGUGCUUUCCCUGGUCUAGGUAUUGCUACGGUUGCGUUCGCGACGUAUUGCGCUUACGAGGCGUUGUUCUUGAAGAAGGAUGAGCAUCAUGGGUGA